AUGAGCGAGACAGAGAUGAAGGUCGAUCCAGCCCGAGCAUCCGCUCUCAUUUCACAGAUACAGGGCGUCAAUGAACGGAUAGCUGCGGUCGCGAAGGGCCGGGCCGUCCGCCUCGUCGCAGUCUCAAAGCUCAAGCCCGUCAACGACAUCUUAGCUCUCCAUCGGGCACCGGUCAACCAACUCCAUUUUGGCGAGAAUUACUCCCAGGAGCUAGCCCAGAAGGCCGAGUUGCUACCCCGGACCAUUCAGUGGCACUUUAUCGGCGGUCUCCAGUCUGGCCGCUGCAAGGAAAUCGCUCGCAUCCCCAACGUCUGGUGCGUAUCAAGCGUCGACAGCCUCAAAAAGGCCCAGCUGCUGGACAAGCACCGCGGGGAGCAGAUCCAGACAGACCCCAGCGUUCAGAAACUCAACAUCCACGUCCAGGUCAACACAUCUGGUGAAGAAAAUAAGUCCGGAUGUGCACCGGGCGCCGACGUCGUCUCGCUCUGCCGUGCCAUUGUGAAUGACUGCCCUAGCCUACACCUGCUCGGGCUCAUGACCAUUGGGGCCAUCGCGCGGAGCGUGGCUACCACGGCGGAGACAGAGAACGAGGACUUCAAGGUGCUAGCCGGACAGCGGGACCUAGUAGUCAAGGAGCUCGGAUUGCAGCGCGAGCUAGAACUGAGCAUGGGCAUGAGCGAGGACUUCGAAGGCGCUGUGGCCAUGGGCAGCGGCGAGGUCCGCGUCGGCAGCACCAUCUUUGGGCAGCGGCCGGCCAAGGCAGAGGCCAAGAUUUUGGAUUAG
Dichotomopilus funicola is the source of this 783-nucleotide messenger RNA. RefSeq lists its product as uncharacterized. The record is from RefSeq and is a predicted model, not a curated record. Gene Ontology annotation, molecular function: pyridoxal phosphate binding. The transcript is spliced from 3 exons. Gene Ontology annotation, cellular component: intracellular anatomical structure. The coding region runs from base 1 to 783 and encodes 260 amino acids. NCBI's taxonomy places the organism in Eukaryota, Fungi, Ascomycota, Sordariomycetes, Sordariales, Chaetomiaceae.